CCUCAAGGCCGGCUCAGAUGGCGACCACGGCGGCGGCGGAGCCCGGAUUAACCCCGCUGGAGACUCCGGUUCCCGCUUGCAUGUUCGCUCCGGAGCCGGGGUAUGGGUCGGAGCCAUGCGGCGCGGGACGCGACCAGGAGGGCGAAAGUGUGCUAGGAGAGUCCGAGGCUCAGCCGGGCCUCAGCAGCAAGCUGGCUCUGGUGAGCCCGACGGGGGAGCAGUAUGACUGUUUGCUGAAGGAGCUUCGGGCCAGGACGGAGGAAGGUUCAGGAGAAACCAUCUACGUGGUGGGAGCUGGAUCGGACGGGGGUGAUUAUGGUCUGGAUGAGAAGGACAUGGCUGCGUCCGUGGCGACGGUGCAGUCUCUGUGUGAGCAGAUUGACGCUGAUCUGGUCCUGCUGAGAGAGAGGAGAGAGAGCGGCGGGCGAGUGAGAGAUUACCUCAUCCGCCGCAGGGUCCCCGAGAACGACUUCAUGGAAGUCAGGGUGGCGGUGGUGGGGAACGUUGACGCGGGGAAGUCCACCCUGCUGGGCGUGUUGACCCACGGCGAGCUGGAUAACGGCCGCGGCUUCGCUCGGCAGAAACUGUUCCGUCAUAAACACGAGCUGGAGAGCGGACGCACCAGCAGCGUGGGGAACGACAUCCUGGGCUUUGACCAGCAGGGGGCGGUGGUGAACCAGCCCGACAGCCACGGGGGCGGCCUCGACUGGACGCGCAUCUGCCAGAGGUCAUCGAAGGUCAUCACCUUCAUCGACCUGGCCGGACACGAGAAGUACCUGAAGACCACCGUGUUCGGAAUGACCGGACACCUGCCGGACUUCUGCAUGCUGAUGGUGGGCAGUAAUGCAGGUAUCAUAGGGAUGACGAAGGAGCACCUGGGUUUGGCUCUGGCCCUCAACGUCCCUGUGUUUGUGGUCGUCACUAAAAUAGACAUGUGUCCAGCAAACAUCUUACAAGAGACUCUGAAGCUGUUGCAGAGGUUACUGAAGUCGCCCGGCUGCAGAAAAAUCCCAGUUCUAGUGCAAAACAAAGACGAUGUCAUCGUCACCGCUUCCAACUUCAGCUCAGAAAGGAUGUGUCCCAUUUUCCAGAUCUCCAAUGUGACGGGGGAGAACAUGGACCUGCUGAAAAUGUUCCUGAACCUGCUCUCCUCACGCAGCACGUUUAAAGACGACGAGCUGGCCGAGUUUCAGAUCGACGACACCUACUCCGUACCGGGUGUGGGUACAGUAGUAUCAGGGACUACUUUGCGCGGAUGGAUACGUCUGAACGACACGCUGCUGCUGGGCCCGGACCCCCUGGGGGUCUUCAUCCCCCUCACCGUUAAAUCCAUCCACCGCAAGCGCAUGCCGGUGAAGGAGGUGAGGGGGGGGCAGACGGCCUCCUUCGCUCUGAAGAAGAUCAAACGCUCGGCCAUCAGGAAGGGCAUGGUGAUGGUGUCCCCCCGCCUCAGCCCACACGCAUCAUGGGAGUUCGAGGCGGAGAUCCUCGUCCUUCAUCAUCCGACUACAAUAUCACCCAGAUACCAGGCCAUGGUCCACUGUGGCAGUAUCAGACAGACUGCUACUAUCCUGUCUAUGAGUAAGGAGUGCUUGCGGACGGGUGAUAAAGCUACCGUUCACUUCCGCUUCAUAAAGACUCCGGAGUAUCUGCACACUGACCAGCGGCUCGUCUUCAGGGAGGGACGCACCAAGGCCGUCGGAACCAUCACCAAGCUACUGCAGACCAAGCCUCAGGCCAAGACACAGUCAGCCAGGAAAGCUGCAUCACAGGGGGAAGCAGCCAAUGUGGACGCAGCAUCUGCAGGAAGCAGCUUACAGUCUCAGCAGCUGAAGUCCGCGGCGAGCAGCCGGCGCAGAGGCGGCCAGAGACACCGAGACAGGACGGGGGUGAACAGCAGCAGCUGCACAGCGCCCCCCGCCGCAGGGGUGGGGAACUGCUGAUCUCCAGCUUCAUCCUCCACUCAACUUCUACCCAUCAGUCCCUCAUUCUCUCCUCCUUUCUCACUCACUCUCUCCCAGCCCCUCUCUCUCUGCCCUUCGGCGCCUCUUCUCCUCCUCGCUGCUUUUCCUUUUCUGCCCGUUUACCUCUCUUCCUCUCUUUACCCUUCAUCUUUUCUCUUCUCUGCUCCUCACUGCUUUACUUCUCUCUCCCUCUUAUUCUCAGCUUUCAUUCUUUUCUCUCGUUCUUUUCUGCACCAGAUGUGUCAGCAGAGGGCGCUCAACACCCUCUAAACACUCUCUCUCUCUCUCUCUCUCUCUCUCUCUCUCUCUCUCUCUCAUACACAAACACAUUCUCGC
Colossoma macropomum (tambaqui) is the source of this 2300-nucleotide messenger RNA. RefSeq names its product GTP binding protein 1, like (gene gtpbp1l). NCBI's taxonomy places the organism in Eukaryota, Metazoa, Chordata, Actinopteri, Characiformes, Serrasalmidae. Gene Ontology annotation, molecular function: GTPase activity; translation elongation factor activity; GTP binding. The transcript is spliced from 11 exons. Bases 18 to 1943 code for a protein of 641 amino acids. The record is from RefSeq and is a predicted model, not a curated record. Gene Ontology annotation, biological process: translational elongation.